Messenger RNA from Lasiosphaeria miniovina, 489 nucleotides. RefSeq lists its product as uncharacterized. NCBI's taxonomy places the organism in Eukaryota, Fungi, Ascomycota, Sordariomycetes, Sordariales, Lasiosphaeriaceae. The coding region runs from base 8 to 421 and encodes 137 amino acids. The transcript has a single exon. The record is from RefSeq and is a predicted model, not a curated record.
ACGGAGUAUGAGCGCUUGCUGGGUCGUGGAGCGUAUCGUCGUCCCGGUGGAUGCGGAUCGGUAUGGGGUAGUGUUUGGGGGUGUGUCGAGCGGCGACCGUGGCGGGGUUGUGCGAGAGGCACAGGCUGCGGGCGAGUCGGUAGGGCCGUCGUCUUUGAAUGCGGGCGAGUCGGCAGGGCAGUCGUCUUUGAGUGCGGGCGAGUCGGCAGGGCACUCGUCUUUGAAUGCGGGCGAUUCGGCAGGGCAGUCGUCUUUGAAUGCUGGAACGGCAGUGGGUACCGUUGCAGAUGGAUCGGAAAUCAUUGCCUCAGUUGAAGACUGCAUCAUGGUUGAAAGGGCCCCAGCUUUCCGUGUGGUGGGCAAGAUAAGGGGGUUGUGGCAGUUGAUGGACCUGCCCUUGCAGGAGUACAUCUUUAGCUAAACGAAAGCAGUGUGUUGCAGCCGUUUGCUUCAUCGGUUUCUUUCCUGCUUCUGCGCUGUGGUUCUGCU